Girardinichthys multiradiatus is the source of this 1159-nucleotide messenger RNA. It is a transcript of the gene bglapl, whose product is annotated as bone gamma-carboxyglutamate (gla) protein, like. Gene Ontology annotation, biological process: regulation of cellular response to insulin stimulus; response to vitamin K; bone development. Lineage: Eukaryota; Metazoa; Chordata; Actinopteri; Cyprinodontiformes; Goodeidae. Gene Ontology annotation, cellular component: extracellular region. Bases 78 to 647 code for a protein of 189 amino acids. Gene Ontology annotation, molecular function: structural constituent of bone; calcium ion binding; hydroxyapatite binding. The record is from RefSeq and is a predicted model, not a curated record. The transcript has 4 exons.
CAGAACGAGACACCGGAGGAAAAGCAACUGAUAAAAAAAUCAUCUUGACUACAGAGUGACCCCAUCUACGAGACAUCAUGAAGACCCUGGCUCUGCUAUCCAUCUGUGCUCUUCUGUCAGUGUGUUGGUCCAUGGGAGCUGUGGAACCAGAGGUCAUUGUGGAUUCUGCCGCUGAUCCUGCAGCUGAUGUUCCCAAUUCAUCGUCCUCUUCCUCAUCCGAGUCUGAUUCAGCUUCAUCCUCUGCAUCUGACUCUGCAUCCGACUCUGCCUCUGACUCUUCAGCCUCCGAUUCAACAUCACAGUCCUCCUCCUCUUCUGAGUCCUCAGAGUCUUCCGAGUCCUCCUCCACGGAAUCCUCAGAAUCCUCCUCCUCUGAAUCAGACUCCUCAGCCUCUGACUCUGCUGCCUCUUCAUCUUCUUCUUCCUCCUCAGAGUCAGCCAGUGCUGAAGAUUCCCAUGUAGUUGUGAAGAGAGACCUGGCGUCUGUUAUUCUCAGGAGAAGAAGAGCUGCCCAAGGCCAGCUCAGCCCCCUGCAGCUGGAAAGCCUGAAAGAGGUGUGUGAGCUGAACGUUGCCUGCGAUGACAUGGCUGCCACUGAAGGCAUCGUCGCAGCGUACACUGCCUACUAUGGGCCAGUCCCUUUCUAAGUUAAAUAGUUGUCUUUCAUCUGCUUUUGGACAUUUUCUCAGGCCUUCUGACAGCAGUAACAUUAAAACAACUACCUUAAACCUAGAAAGGAGCAGAAAAAUAAAUAAAAAGGGAGAAACCGGAGCUGUCUUCUGAAUUUAUAAGCUGCUUGUCAUUGUGUGCAUGGGCACCUGCAGCAGUCCUGUAUGUUAAGGGUCCCCUUCAGGCUUUCUGAAAAAGGCACAUGGAAACAUAAGCCUGUGAAUUAUGUAGAGGCCCAUCCAAGUGUAAAUGAUUCUUCUAUCCUAUUGAGUGAUACAAUGAAUGGUGCUACAAUAUGAAAUGUAUUGUGUGUUAAUGUUUUUCUUUUAGUUUGUGCUUUGUAUUUUAUCUCAUGCAGUUCUACUAAGUAGUAGAUGUAGAAAUGAGCUGAUUUUGGUUGUGUGCAAUAGGUGUAAAAACACACAUUAGAGGUCUGUAAUAACCAUAAACUGCCUCUUGGUUUGAAAAAUAAUAAAUAGUUUUUUUUUUU